AAAGGCAAAUCACAACUUAAGAGCAGCAGCAGUUCUAAACGAAGGGAAAUAUUCAGAAAGGGAAAGAAAUGGAAAAUGGAGUUGAUGAUGGUGACGAAUCCGAGGUUUCUUAUUCUUAGUCUGUCUCACACUCCAGAGAUGUAGUUUGACUCGGAGAGAUAAUCAAGCUCCAAGGAUGGAUUGUUUGGGGCCUUUUAACAAAUCUAUAGAAGAAGUUAUUACUUUUGUAUGGAAACAUGGUGUUCGACAUUUGACUUACAUUAUCCAUUAUAACAAAAAUGUUCUUGAACUUAAGGAUAGUGUUAAAGGUCUUAUAUUUGAACAAGAGAGAAUAGAUCAUGAAUGUGAUCAGGCUGCGAAAAAUCUACAAAACAUUGAAGGUAAGGUUAUUGAAUGGAUUCAAAAAGUGAGGGAAAUCAGGACCACAGUGGAGGAUUUUGAGAACAAUAAUGGCCACCAAAAGGCCCGAUUCCUCAAUUGUUAUGUUUUUCCGUACUUGUGGAAUAGACAUAGGUUAGGAAGAAAAGCAAAAAAGUUUGAACUGGAUGUUAAAAAGCUAAUUGAUGAGUCCCCCAAGUUUGAUGAAAUUUCUUACAGGCAAGAUGUAGCAUCUAAUGAUACCACAUUGUAUAAUUAUGGUUAUGUAGAAUUUGGUUCUACAAAAUCCAUAAUGGAAAAAAUAAUGACUGAACUCAAAGAUUCCUCUGUUAGAAUGAUUGGAAUAUAUGGGCCAGGUGGUGUUGGUAAGAGCACUUUAAUAAAAGAAAUUGGAAGGAAAGCUAAAGACAGUAAGUUAUUUGAUUUGGUGGUUAAAGUGGAAAUAACAGCCAACCCAAAUCUACAAAAAAUUCAAGAAGAAAUCGCUUAUGUGUUAGGAUUACGAUUGGAAGGAGAAGGUGAAAAUGUGAGAGCUGAUUGUCUACGAAGAAGGUUAAAGAAAGAAAAAGGGAACACCCUUUUAAUCUUCGAUGACCUUUGGGAAAAAUUAGACCUAAACAAGCUAGGGAUUCCACUUGAUGACGACGACGAUGAUGAUGAUUUAAGUAAUGAAAACAAGAAUCUUAAUGACCAAAAGUUGGAAAAAAACAAUGAUAAAAAGGAUCCUAGUCGCAAAGUAUUGAAAACAGAAAAAAUCCGUAGUGGUCACAAAGGGUGCAAAAUUUUGCUAACUUCACGGGAUAAAAAAGUGUUGUGUGUUGACAUGAAUGUAAAGUCGACUUUUUUCCUGAAGGCAUUGGAUGAAAAAGAUGCUUUGGUGUUGUUUCAAAAGUUGUCCGGUAUACAUAAUAAAAUGUCUGACUCUAAACAAGAAAUUGUGAUGAAGUAUUGUGCAGGGUUACCCAUGGCAAUAGUUUCAGUUGCAAGGGCAUUAAGAAACACGAGUGAGUCAGUUUGGGAAGCUACAAUGGAACAACUUAAAAAGCAAUAUUUGGUUGGAGAGCAAACACCAAUGGAUAUUUCAGUGAAGGUGAGUUAUGACCAUCUUGAAAAUGAAGAAAUCAAGUCUAUUUUCUUACUUUGUGCUCAAAUGGGCCAUCAACCACUAAUUAUGGACUUACUGAAAUAUUCUUUUGGGUUGGGUAUACUUGAAGGGGUGUCCUCUAUUUGGGAAGCUCGGGACAUAAUUAAGACAUCAAUCCAAAAGCUAAAAGACUCAGGCUUGCUGUUGGAUGAAAGUUCUAAUAAUCAUUUCAAUAUGCAUGACAUGGUUCGAGAUGCUGCUUUGUCUAUAGCACACAAGCAUCACAAUGUUUUUACUUUGAGAAAUGGAAAACUUGAUGAUUGGCCCGAACUUGAAAGUUGCACUUCUAUUUCUAUAUGCAACAGUGAUAUCAUUGAUGAGUUUCCUGCAUUCAUAAAUUGUCCUCAACUUAAAUUUUUCCAAAUAGACACUAAAGAUCCCUCUUUGAAAAUACCUGAGGGUUUUUUUACAGCAAUGAAAAAUAUGAGAGUUUUAAUAAUGACUGGUUUUCAUAUGUCAAAAUUACCAUAUUCAAUUCAAUGCCUGUUCAAACUCAGAAUGCUUUGUUUGGAGCAAUGUACUUUAGAUUGCAACUUAUCUAUGGUAGGACAACUGAAAAAAUUAAGAAUUCUCAGCUUCUCUGGAUCUCAACUUAAAAGUUUGCCAGCCGAGUUACAAUGCUUGGAUAAGUUACGACUGCUAGACAUUAGCGAUUGUUCUAAAUUGAACAUUAUUCCACCUAAUCUUAUAUCGAGUUUGACGUGUUUGGAAGAGCUAUAUAUAAGAAAAAGCUUGAUCAAAGUGUUGGAGGAAGAAGAGACCAACAAAGGUCAAGAUUUGUUUCUUUCUGAACUAAGGAAUUUGCAUCAAUUGAAAGUGGUGGAUUUAAGCAUCUCAUGUGUGUCACUUUUACCCAAUCACUUGUUUUUUGACAGUUUAAAAGAUUAUAAGAUUGUGAUUGGACACUUUGAAUCAUUUUCUGUUGGAGAAUUUAGGAUGCCCGAUAAGUUUGAAGCAUUCCGAGUUCUGGCAUUGCAACUGAAGGAUGACAUUGACAUUCACUCACAAGAAAGUAUAAAGUUCUUGUUUAAAACAGUACAAAGUUUGUUGUUGGGAAAGAUAGCUGGUGUUGAAAAUGUUGUCAAUGACUUGAAUAUAGAAGGAUUUCCAGAUUUGAAACACUUAUCCAUCGUAAAUAACAAUGAAAUCAAAUAUGUCAAUUCAACAAAAUUGUCUAAUUAUGCGAAUGUUUUUCCAAAUUUGGAAUCUUUGCGUAUUUACAAUUUGGAGAAUUUAGAGAUGAUAUGUAAUGGUCCAGUUACAGUUGCGUCAUUUGAUAAAUUAAAAGCCAUCAAAGUUGAGAUGUGUUACCAAUUGAAGAAUCUCUUCUCCUUUAACAUGAUUAAAUAUCCUAUUGGUGCAGAAAUAAGUGAGAUUUCUGAAUGUAGUUCUUACAUGAAUAAAUUUCUUACUAGUAUAGAAAUGAUUGAGGUUUGUGAAUGUGGAUCAUUAAAGGAGAUCCUUCAAAUACCAAUGGAUUACGGUAAGGUUGAGUUGCUUAAGUUGCACACUCUGUCACUUCAAUCGUUACCAAAAUUUACAUGUUUCUAUACCGAAGUGAAGAAGUCUUUCUGGCCACCUUUAACAGAGGCUCAAACUACAAAUAGAGAUGUCACAGAAAGUACUAUUCAAGAUGACCAUAGUGAGCAGAAGCCUCUUUUUUCCGGUGAACUAGUUGAAAUUCCAAACUUAGAGAAAUUGACUUUAUCCUUACUCAACAUUCGUAAGAUAUGGAACAACCAACACUCAUCAAGUUCCUACUUUCAAAACUUGAUAAAAUUAGUAGUGAAAGAUUGUGAUAAAUUGACAUAUCUAUGUUCAUCAUCUAUGGCUAGCAGUUUGAAGAAAUUGAAAAGUCUUGUAAUAAGUGGGUGUUCGAGUAAGGAGAAAAUUUUUGAGAUAGAAACAAUUAGUGAAGACAAGGUCUGUGUCUUCCCUAAGUUGGAGGAAAUUUGUCUUAACCAAAUGAAUAGGCUAACAAAUAUAUGGCAAACUGAAGUGAGUGUUGAUUCUUUUUCUAGUCUCACUUUGGUGAAAAUUGAAAACUGCAAUAAAUUGGAAAAUAUUUUUCCUAGUCAUAUGGAAGGAUGGUUUGAAAGUUUGAUCAACGUGGAAGUUUCUAAAUGUAAGUCUGUGAAAGAGAUUUUUGAAAUCAAUGAUUUGCAAGAAAUAGAUGAAUUUGGUGGGAUAGAUACAAAUUUGCAUGUUAUUCUUCUUGAAAACCUCCCAAAGUUGAAGAAGUUGUGGAGCAAAGAUCCAAAUGGAAUUCUCAACUUUCAUAAGUUGCGGACCGUAGAGGUAUCUCAUUGUGAUGAACUGAGGAAUUUGUUUCCAGCUUCUAUGGCAAAGGAUAUAUCAAAUCUUGAACGCAUGUCAGUAUUGUAUUGUGAAAAAAUGGUGGAAAUUGUUGCAAGUAAAGGUGCAUCAGAAGUUAACAAUGAUCCAUUAGUGUUUCCUGAACUAAGCUAUGUGAGAUUGUAUUCACUAUCAAACAUCAAGCAUUUCUACAAGGAGAGACAUCUUAUAAAGUGCCCAAAUUUAAAGGAGUUCAGUGUGGUGCAGUGUGUGAAGCUUAAAAUAUUUUCCAAAGAAAUCAGUAGAACAACAAACAAAGAAGAAAGAUGUAUUUUCUCAGCUGAAGAGGUAUUGUCGAAUUUGGAGUACAUGGAAAUUAACUUCAACCAAGCACAAAACUUACUACCCAACUAUCAAAUGCACAAUCUAAAAGAGCUUAGUUUAAUUUAUGUCACAAGUGUCGAUCUUUUCUACCAGUUUUCGUACAUAAUGCCGAAUCUAGAAAAGUUGAAAUUGACUUCCUAUUAUCCAGAUGAAGAGUCAGAGUCAAAUGGAGACAUUGCACACAAGAAAAGAUUGGUGAUCGUAUUACAGUUGGAGGAACUAGUUUUGUUGUUUUCAACGAUAAAGGAUCUAGGAUUGGAACGAGUUCCAAUUCUACAGAGACUAAAGCUUUUGAAAUUAGAAUAUUGUGAGAAAUUGAGCAAUUUAGGUCUUCCUUUUGUAUCGUUGAGUUACUUGACAUAUUUGGAACUAAAGUCAUGUCAAGGAUUAAGAAACUUAAUGGCAUCCUCCACGGCCCAAAGCAUGGUUCAACUUAAGACUAUGAAGGUAAUCAACUGUAAUAAUUUAAAGGAAAUAGUAAGCAAUGAGAAAAACGAAGAAGGCAAAGUGAAGAAAAUUGUAUUCAGCAAAUUGAUCUCUAUAGAACUUGUGAGGUUAGAAAACCUCGCAAGUUUUUGCAGUUACAAGGACUAUGAAUUUGAAUUUCCAUCACUGGAAAUAUUGAUUAUAAGAGAAUGCAUGAAGAUGGUAAAAUUCAGUGAGAGAGAGCCAAUAGUACCAAAGUUAAAGGAUGUAUUUGGUGUGGAAGGAGAUGAAAAAGCAAAAUGGCAAUGGGAAAGUGACUUGAAUGCCACCAUACAAAAAGUUUUUAAUGAAAAGGUCAGUUUCGCAUAUAGUGAAGAUCUGUGGCUUGAUGAAUUUAUUAUAGAGCAACUAUGGCAUAGCAGUGAUUGGGUGCGGCAAAAGAGCUUUGGGUAUUUGAAAAAAUUGAGUGCAUGGGGAUGUGAUAGUCUAGUGCAUAUAAUUCCAUCUCAUUUGCUUUCUUGCUUUCACAAUUUGGAAGAGUUAGAAGUAGGGUAUUGCGAUGCACAGGUCAUCUUUAAUAUCAGCGAUGAGAACAGGGUCACAAAAGCUUCCGGAAUAUUCCAUCUGAAAAAACUAUCUGUAGAAUUUCUACCAGAACUGGAGCAUGUAUGGGACAAGGAUCCGGAGGGAAUUAUUGGCCUUCAAUUCCUUAAGGAAAUAAGUGUUAGUUAUUGUUGUAGUCUUAGAAGCUUGUUUCCAGCAUCAGUGGCCAAGGAUCUGACCAGACUUCAAGUGCUUGAAGUAAGAAAGUGUGAAGAAUUGGAAGAGAUAUUUAUGAAGAAUGAAAGGAGUGAAGAAGAAGAAGGAUCAACACAAGAGUCUGUGUUUCAUCGUCUCACCACAUUGAGGCUAGAAGAAUUGCCAAGCCUCAAAUACUCUAUCCACUACUCCAAAAAACAGGUGAGUACAUCAAAUUUGGGUGAGAGAGAUAUACAAGAGUUAUGUCUUGGCUCACGACACAUCCCAAACUCCAACUUCAGUUUCUUGGAAUCUCUAACUAUGGAUGGUUGCGAGUUUUUAUCAUAUGUAGUUCUACCAUUCAGUUUGCUUCCUUUCUUAACUAGUUUGGAAACGUUAGAAGUUCGAAACUGUGAUUCUGUGAAAUCCAUUUUUGAUGUCAAAUGUACAGCACAAAGCAGAGAUGUGACAUCUAUAGGGCAAACACUCCCUUUCUCUCUGAAGAAAUUAACUAUAUCGAAACUGCCAAAUCUGAAGAAUGUUUGGAAUGAAGAUCCUCAAGUAAUUGUAAGCAUGAACCAUUUACAAGAAGUUUGUGUUGAGAAAUGUGAAGGCCUUACAAGUGUGUUUCCAGCAUCAAAAGACAAAUAUCUUUUGAAACUUGAAAAUCUAGUAGUGAAAGAAUGUAAAGGAUUGUUGACUAUUUUUGCAGAGGAUAAUAUAAAUCCAAGAACAAAGCUAGAGCUUAAAAUUUCAUGUCCCUUUGUGAGAUCAUUGCAACUAAGGGAUUUACCCAACUUGAAAUAUUUUUACUACAGCUCACUGUAUUGUGACAUUUUUACAGAUCUAGAAUCACAUACCGAGAAUCAAGUCGGUUCUGGAAAGUUAUUCAAGUGUUUGUCAUUGGGGCAAAGUGGAGUAGAUAUGAUUUUGCAAGGAGAAUUUAAGAGAAACGUCCUACACAACAUAAAAGCACUUACUCUCUGCUUGGGUUCGGAUGUAUUUCGAUAUAAAAUUCUAGAACAGGUUCCUAAUUUAGAGAAACUUGUGGUGUGUGAUAGCUCCUUCAAGAAGAUGUUCUGUCGUGAAAGUCCUGAUAAUGUGUUACAGCAGCUGAAAGUAUUACAGUUGGAGUCCCUUGGAGAGCUGGUUUCCAUUGGGCUAGAGAACUCUUGGACUGAUUCCUUUGUCAGAAACUUAGAAACCUUUGAAGUCAUUAGAUGUUCAAGUUUAAAAAACUUAGUAGCAUGCACAGUUUCUUUCUCCAAUCUGACAUAUUUGAAAGUAUAUGGUUGCCAUAGCUUAUCAUAUUUGUUGACAUCCUCAACAGCGAAGUGUUUGGGUAAACUCAAAAGAAUGGACAUAGAAGGGUGUAAUUCAAUUGAAGAGAUAGUGUGUAAGGAAGAUGGGGAGGAAUCAGAUGAGGAUGAGAUAAUAUUUCCGCAGCUCACUUGUUUGAAUUUUCAUCGGCUAUGGAAGCUCAAAAGGUUCUACAGAGGGAGUUUAGGUUUUCCAUCCUUGGAGGAACUGUCAAUAACAUAUUGCGAUGAGAUGAUAACUUUAUGUGUGGGUACUAUAGUGGCAAGCGAGUUGUCUGAAGCAAGAAUUGAUUCCGAAGAGGUUAUUCCAUUGGGAACCGAGCUCAACUCUGUAUUGUGGGAGAUAUAUCUCAGAAAGAUGCAAAGGGAAUCAUGGAUUGAUCUCAAAAGUAGACCAGAACUACAUGAGAUAUGGCGUGGCUCGCUGCCUAUACCCAACUUCUGUUUCAGUGAGUUGGACACAUUGACUGUGGACGACUGUCAGUUUUUAUCAGAUGCAGUUCUACCCUUCCAUUUAUUUCCUUUAUUACCUAAAUUGAAAACAUUGGAAGUUAAAAACUGUGAUUCUGUCAAAACAAUAUUUGAUGUAAAAUGUACAACAAAAGACACAUCAAUUACUUUUCCUUUGAAGAAAUUGGUAUUAUCGAAGUUGCCAAAUCUGGAGAAUGUUUGGAAUGAAGAUCCUCAUAGAAUUUUAUGCAUGCAACCUCUAAAAAUAAUAGAAGUUAAGGUAUGUAAAAGCCUUAAAAGCGUGUUUCCAGUAUCUGCAGCCAAAUAUCUUGAACUUGAAGAUCUAGUAAUGGAAGAGUGUGAGAGAUUGGUGACAAUUGUUGAAGAGAAUAAUACAGAUCCAAAUAUACAGCUUACGCUUCCCUGUCCCUACCUGGGAUCAUUGAAAUUAUGGAGAUUGCAAAAGUUCACGUACUUUUAUUACUGCUCACACAAGUCUGACAUUUAUACGCAUCUGGAAUCACCUACCGAACAUCAACUUCCUAAUGAAAAGUGCUUGUCAGUUGGAGAAAAUGGAAUGAAGAUGAUUUUGCGAGGAGAAUUCGAGAGAAAGCUCUUAGACAACUUAAAAGCUCUUACUCUAUGCUUUGGUUCAGAUGUAUUUCGAUGUAAAAUUCUAGAACAGGUUCCCAAUAUAGAAAAACUUGUGGUGUGUGAUGGUUCCUUCAAGAAGAUGUUCUGUCGUGAAAGUCCUGAUAAUGUGUUACAGCAGCUGAAAGUAUUACGGUUGGAGUUUCUUCUUGAGCUGGUUUCCAUUGGACUAGAGAACUCUUGGACUGAUUAUUUUGUCAGAAACUUAGAAAUCUUGGAAGUCAUUAAUUGUCCGAGUUUAAAAAACUUGGUAUCAUCCACAGUGUCUUUCUCCAAUCUGAGGUGUUUGAAAGUAGAAAAUUGCCAUAGCUUAUCAUAUUUGUUGACAUUCUCAACAGUGAAGCGUUUGGGUCAACUCAAAAGAAUGGAGAUGAAAGAUUGUGAUUCAAUUGAAGAGAUAGUGUGUGAGGAAGAUGGGGAGGAAUCAGAUGAGGACGAGAUAAUAUUUCCGCAGCUCAUAUCUUUGAAUCUUGAUAGCUUAUGGAAGCUCAAAAGGUUCUACAGAGGGAGUUUAGGUUUCCCAUCCUUGGAGGAACUGUCAUUAACAUAUUGCGACAAUAUGAUAACUUUAUGUGUAGGAAGCAUAGAAGCAGACAAGUUGUCUCAAGUUAAAAUUGAUGAGUUCUCAGAUGCUAUUCAAUUGGAAACCGAGCUCAACUCUAUUAUGAGAAAGGAAUAUCUAAAAAAGAAUACACUAUGGGAAUUCCAAAAUAGUCUUGAAUUCAGAGACAGGGAAGACCUACAAGAGAUAUGGCGUGUCUCACUGCAGAUCCCACACUUCUGCUUCAGUUACUUGGAAACCUUAAUUGUGAAUGGGUGCCAAUUUUUAUCAUAUGUACUUCCCUUCACUUUGCUUCCUUUAUUACCUCGUUUGGAAACAUUGGAAGUUGGAAACUGUGAUUCUGUCGAAACCAUAUUCGAUGUCAAAUGUGUACACGACAGAGCCACUUUUCCUCUGAAGACAUUACUUUUAUUGAAACUGCCAAAUCUGGAAACCCUUUGGAAUGAAGAUACAGAUGAGAUUGUUACACAGACUAAUCCACCUCAUCCAGAAGGAACAAAUCCUAAACUUACGUUCCCCAGUCUGUCGUCAUUGACAAUAUGCGAUUUGCCCAACUUCAAGCAUAAUACUAUAUAUUGCAUUCAUGAUGCUGCAACACCAACAUUUGAGUUAAUUAUGCCCAACUUAGAGCAUCUGACAGUAGGUAAAGAUGAACUAAAGAAGAUUGUGGAUGGAGAAUUUCAUAGAAACCUUUUAGACAAGUUAAAAGUUCUCGGUCUGUGCUUUGAUAUUGAGUGUGAUGAAUUUCCGGGGUAUAGAUUUCUACAACAGUUGCCAAAUGUAAAGAAGCUUGUGGUGUGUGACAGUUCCUUUAAAGUGAUUUUCUGCGAUCAAAGACCCAAUAAUAGUGAAUUUCUGUCACAACUGAAAGAAUUACGGUUGGAGUCCCUACAAGAGCUAGUUUGGAUUGGGUUAGAGAACUCGUGGACUGAGGCCUUUGUCAGAAAACUAGAAAUUUUUGAAGUCAUUAGCUGUUCCAGUUUGGAAAACUUAUUAACAUGCAGAGUGUCUUUCUCAAAUCUGACACGUUUAAAAGUAGAAAAUUGUGAUGGCUUAUCAUAUCUGUUGACAUCCUCAACAGCCAAAAGUUUAGGUCGACUUCAAAGAAUGGAGAUAGAAGAGUGUAAAUCAAUUGAAGAGAUAGUAUCUAAAGAAAGGAAAGAAUCAGAUGAGGAUGAGAUAAUGUUUCCGCAGCUCAGUUUUUUGAAUCUUAAAUAUUUGUCGAAUCUCCGGUGGUUCUACAGAGGGAAUUUAAGUUUCCCAUCCUUACAAGAAUUAUCAGUGAUAUGUUGUGAUGAGAUGGUAACUUUAUGUCCAAAUACGCUAAAAGCAGAGAAGUUGUCUGAAGUAAUAUUUGAAGAAGUAAUAUUUGAAGAAGUUAUUCUUCCACUGGAAACUGAUCUGAUUUCUACUAUGCGAAAGGAAUUUGGAAGAAAGAUUUCAGAGCUUGGCGAACUAGAUCUCAAAAGUAGGCCAAGACUACAAGAGAUAUGGCAUGGCUCACUGCAUAUCCCCGACCUCUGUUUCAGUAAGUUGGCAACUUUGAUUGUGGAUGACUGCCAGUUUUUAUCAGAUACAGUGCUACCAUUUCCUCUACUUCCUUUAUUACCUAAAUUGGAAACAUUGCAAGUUCGAAAUUGUGAUUCUGUCAAAACCAUAUUUGAUGUCCAAUGCACAACAAAAGACAAAGUAAUUACUCUUCCUCUGGAAAAAUUUACUCUAUCGAACUUGUCAAAUCUAAAGAAUGUUUGGAACAAAAAUCCUCAUGGAAUUCUACGAAUUCACCAUCUACGACAAGUACAUGUUACGAAAUGUAAAGACCUUACAAGCGUGUUUCCAGCAUCAGUAGCCAAAGAUCUUUGGAAACUGGAAGAUCUAGUAGUGGAAGACUGUGAGGGAUUGAUGGCAAUUGUUGCAGAUGAAUCUGAUGAGGAUGAAGAAGUUAUAUUUGAUCGGCUUCAGGUUUUGGAGCUUAAAAAAUUACAAGAGCUGAGGUGCUUUUACGCUGGUAAUUUCACUUUAAGGUUUCCAUCCUUGAAGGAAGUCCACGUCAUCGAGUGCAGCUCCAUGAGAACUUUCAGCGCAGUCAGCAAAAUAGAUCAUUUGAUAAAGUGGUAUUAUUCAGAACAUGCGAGACCCCGAAAGGAGGAUAAUCUUAAUUAUGCUGUACGCAGAACUUCUGAAGAAGAGGUUUAAACAGGCUCCAGAUGUUUCUAAUGUCAUCAUUUCAGUUCUUCAAUAAUUCAUAUACCGAUGAAGAUAGUGAACAUGGUGAUGAUUAAUUAGAAGCAGUAUUUUCACAGCAUUGCAUCAUGAUUACGUCUGAUUACGUUGAGUUUGUGUUACCGCCUCCAAUAUUGCAGUGAUUAAGAGGAGAUUGAAGGCUUAAAGAGUGGAUGAACGUGUCCGUAUUUUAUUACGUGUGAUUGUGUUUUCAAAAAAUAAAAGACAAAUUGUGUUGUUCUACCUAGUUCAAAAUGUAUUGACUGUAUUCACUAAAUAUUGACUGUAUUCACACGUGUGGUUAUGCUGGUAAAAAAAAUAUAUUA
This is a messenger RNA of Vigna angularis (adzuki bean), 10896 nucleotides long. RefSeq lists its product as uncharacterized. Lineage: Eukaryota; Viridiplantae; Streptophyta; Magnoliopsida; Fabales; Fabaceae. The coding region runs from base 176 to 10543 and encodes 3455 amino acids. The record is from RefSeq and is a predicted model, not a curated record. The transcript is spliced from 16 exons. Gene Ontology annotation, molecular function: ATP hydrolysis activity; ADP binding.